This is a messenger RNA of Athene cunicularia (burrowing owl), 7367 nucleotides long. It is a transcript of the gene SLC38A6, whose product is annotated as solute carrier family 38 member 6. Lineage: Eukaryota; Metazoa; Chordata; Aves; Strigiformes; Strigidae. Gene Ontology annotation, molecular function: L-glutamine transmembrane transporter activity. The record is from RefSeq and is a predicted model, not a curated record. Bases 465 to 1673 code for a protein of 402 amino acids. The transcript is spliced from 15 exons. Gene Ontology annotation, biological process: amino acid transmembrane transport; L-glutamine transport.
GGGCAGCGGGAAGGGCCGGGCUGGGGCGCGGGAGCAUGGGGCGGUGCUGGGCCCCUGGUCCUGAACGUGUGGUCCUGGCGCUUCUUCUGGUCCGUUGGGUUCUUUGGUUAAGGGAUGCUGCCGUGUGCUCGGGCCCCGCGCCUGUUGGAGGCACCCGGGGUAGCCGCCUUUUAAGCAUAAAUCUUGCUGCUCUCUAGUAUCGCUGUACUCCAAGGUUGUAGACGUCGUGAGAUCCUUAUGGGACUGCAUAGCGUUAGAGUAUAUGUAAAACGGUGGUCUUAUAGUGACAAAAUAGAUUUUAUGAUUUAGAUUUGGGAAGGAGAAGUUGACUGUCUUUUGCCCUUCUUUAAAUUUCUUCCUAUGAAAGACCAAAACACCUCUCGCACUGACUGCACUUUGUUCUGCCCUUUUCACAGAAUCUGCCGGAUCGCGGCUCUUCCUUUGGUUUCUCAGUGUUUAAUUUAAUGAAUGCAAUCAUGGGAAGUGGGAUACUUGGCUUAUCCUAUGCUAUGGCCAACACAGGGAUCAUGGGGUUUAGUAUCUUGCUGCUGAUUGUUGCCAGCCUUGCUGCUUACUCUGUAUUUCUUCUGCUCAGUAUGUGCAUUCAGACUGCUGUCACUUCUUAUGAAGACCUUGGCCUGUUUGCAUUUGGAUCAACUGGAAAGGUCCUUGUUGCAACUACAAUAAUUAUCCAGAAUAUUGGAGCUAUGUCAUCUUAUCUUUUAAUUGUUAAGUCUGAACUUCCUGGUGCUGUUGCGGGAUUCUUAAGUGGAGACGAGAGUGGGUCUUGGUACCUUGAUGGGAGACUGCUGCUACUGAUUACUUCAGUCUGCAUUGUUUUUCCUCUUGCGCUUCUUCCUAAAAUUGGCUUUCUUGGCUACACAAGUAGUUUAUCAUUUUUCUUUAUGGUGUACUUUGCUCUUGUGAUCAUGAUUAAAAAGUGGUCGAUCCCUUGUCCUCUACCUCUAAGUAGUGCCAUAGAGACUUUACAGGUUUCAAAUUCUACUGAGGAUUGUAAAGCAAAGCUCUUUCAUCUUUCAAAAGAGAGUGCUUAUGCGAUACCAACUAUGGCCUUCUCUUUUCUCUGCCAUACCUCAGUCUUACCCAUCUAUUGUGAGCUCCAAAGUCCAUCCAAACGUAGAAUGCAGAAUGUAACUGUUACAGGAAUUGGUCUGAGUUUUCUAAUUUACUUUAUGUCUGCUCUGUUUGGGUACCUGACAUUUUAUGACAAAGUGGACUCUGAGUUGCUACAAGGUUACAGCAGGUACCUGCCACAUGAUACUGUCAUCAUGACUGUUAAAGUAGCUAUCCUGUUUGCUGUGCUUUUGACGGUCCCUCUCAUCCAUUUCCCAGCAAGGAAAGCUGUAUUGAUGGUAUUUUUCUCCCAUCUUCCUGUGUCAUGGAUUUGCCAUAUACUUGUCACUUUAACACUGAAUACAAUUGUUGUUUUGUUUGCAAUGUACGUGCCGGACAUUAAGAAUGUGUUUGGAGUAGUUGGUUCAACCACAUCAACGUGUUUGCUUUUCAUAUAUCCUGGACUAUUUUAUCUUAAACUUAGCAGAGAGGACUUUUUAUCACUACAGAAGCUUGGGGCAUGUGCAUUGGUUAUUUUUGGCAUUUGUGUUGGCCUUCUCAGUUUAGUUCUAAUAAUUUUCAAUUGGAUUGAUCAAUAACAGCCUAUUGUCACUGUCUGAACUGAGCUUCAGAAGGACAGCAAGAACCAGAGAUGUAUCAAAACUGCUGAAAUGCAUGCUGGACAUCCUGAAGAAAACACUGACCAAAGUUGUCUACGGAAGAAAUCACUCUUUCUCGCUGUGUUAGUGAUGUUCCUUCUUUAAUCUUAAGUCACCUUCUUCAGUUGUUGGACAAUUAGUCUUUGCCAUUCUAAAAUACUAGUUUUUAAUGAUGUAAUCAUGACGGGUAAAAAGGUCUCUUGAGAAUUUAUGCAAUGCAAAAAUGGUUUAGUGCACAUGGUGAACAAAAGCAGAACCUUGGAAUAACUUCUCUUCUAAAGACAAAUGAGAUGGGUAGAUACACAUUAGUCAUGAUGUGUAUAUUAUGUUGUGUGCAUGUAAACUGUGAAAGACUUCUAUUGCUUGAAUGAUUUCCAAACUUUCAGCCAGUUCACAAUAAGAACUUCUGAUUCCAAAUGUUUACCCUAACAUCCUAACAUGGAUCCAGAAACCAACCACCUUAGCCCAGUUUAAUGGGCACAUCAUGAUUAUAAUUGCUGGAUUUUUUUAAAUACAGUUUUUAUACCUCACUAUACUUGAAUCAUACUGAAGUAAUUUUUAAAUUAGAAGGCUUUGCCCACCUAGCAUAGUAGCUUUUAGUAGCAUUAGGAAGUAUUUCCCUUUUUCAAUUGUUAAUAGACAUUUUUUCAAUUAAUAUCUACUUUUGAAUAUUAUCCAGUGUACCUCAGUAUUCCUCCCAGUGAAAGACCCCUUUCUUUCUCUUAUUCCCAUUUUUACAAGUUUUUCGUAUUUGAAAUAGAGUGGUUUUGUAUUUUAUGUACUGUUGUGUGUCAGAGAAGGUUUGGGCUUGAAAGGUAAAAUUCUGCCUCUGUUGAAGACAAAGGAAACUUGACAUUUAUGGAACAGUAAUUUUAUAUCCGAUCUCUAUAAACCUCCAUGUACCUUUUUUUUGCAUGAAAUGUGAAUGCAGUUUUGAACACCAACUGGGCUCUGUUAAAUAUGGUAUUGAGUGCUCACCACAAAAUUUCUUCAUUAGUAGAAUGAAAGCAGUGGCUGAUACCGUGAUAAGGUUUUUAAAAUUUGUUUCUAUCAGAUGGGAUCUUAUGUCUUUAAAAUAGCCUAAUCUCUUCAGAAACUUUAUGCCCUAAGGAAACUAAGCCUCCACAGAAAUGGCUUCUGUAAAGUUAAGAAGUUAGACCUCAGCCUCAGAGAGUGGGAAAAUUCUUCAUUAUUUCCAGAUGCAUUAUCUCUUUUAAUUUAGCUUAGCACUUUUAUAUCUGAGAAGUAGAAGUAGUCACAAGUGAAUCAGAGUGAAGUAAUACAUCUAUCUAAUAUGAAAGCAGCUAGUAAGUGACAUUUAUUUAAUGUUUCAGUCUGUAAUGUGCACAGUUAGCAAAUUAGUUGACUGUUGCUAGAAAGUCCUGCUGAGACAGUUCUGUUAAUGUGUUGACUUACACCUUAUCAGUUGAGAUAGGGGCGGUGCCCCAGAGCCUGGCAUUUCUAACUUCUCAGCAGUGGGGCUGUGCUGUUAACCUUUUUAAUUGUCACAUGGGAUUUGGGAAAUGCUGAUUGAUGUGCCAACCUUAACGUAACCCUGAUUGAAUGUGCUUGAUCCUCACCUGUCUAAUAGGGAGAAACAGCAAAUAGCAGAGUGGGAAUCAUCUUUUCUGUUCCUGAACUCUCAAACUAGGAUGACAGCAGAUCACUCAGCUCUCUCGGGAUCCAUAAGUUACUUUUCAUCUUUGAUAGCUGGCUUGAAGGCACCCGGGUGGUGCAGCUUGGUACUGCUUCAGGAAUCCUAUUUGCCUCAGGAAUAUUCUUGUACUUCUGAGUUUAAUAUAGAAAUAGACAUGUGCAGUGGGGCCUGGGCACUAACUCCGUAGUUUUGGUAGGAUCCCUGGAAAAGACUACAGUUUAUUUUAUAAUAAAGUUUCUAGCAGAAGUUUUAUGACACAAGGUGAGCCAUCUAAUAGUUUGUCAGUAGCAGAAAGAGCACUUCCACUCUUGGCCAGAAGUGGCAGUGGCUCAUGACCGGCGUGUUUAACUAGCAGAAAACCAACGUGAUCGCAAGGUGUGACACCUUUUCUGCCAAAAAAAAAAGGAACUGAAUGAGUUCACUUAGGGGACAAGAAAAGUGAGGGGUGUGGUAGGAGUGGGACUGCCUUUUUGAGCAGCAGCAGCCAUUAGAUAGCACAUUUUUCUCAUAAAACUUCACACUUUCCCAGCAGUUUUGCUUCAGCAGGUUGAAGUGUGUGUGUGUGCUCACAGGGGAUCUCUCAGUUGAGAGGUCUCUGAAAUCCUUUGAUCAAGGGAUGGAUCGGGCUUUGUCAGCAUCGUGUGAGUAUUUAUGGUUGAGGCUCCUCAUCUCGCCUUUAUUCUUGCAGUUCUCCCAACUUGUUUAACUCCUGAUAACCAGAUGUAGCUGCCUUCCUGCCUGUGGCUCCCCUUGAAUAGCUGUGUUUCCCAGGCUUCAUUAUGCUAUAGGGAUUCAGCCACUCAGCAUAUUGUAGUAGUCUAAAAAGUAGUGUAAAAAGCCAAGUACUUACCUCAUAAAAGUGUACCUUGAGAAAGCAAUGACAGCUGUACAUCAGGAAGUGAUUUUCUGACUGAACCAAAACUUUUUAUGAAAACGGGAGACCUUACACUGAUGUGAAUGAACUGUAGGGUUUUUUCAGACACUAGAAUUUAGGAGGAAUAUUUAUUAGAAAUUUUAUGGAAAUUGUUUCUCAUUUAUCAUACUCUCUGGUAGCGUACUAUUGAGUAAUACUUGUAGUCACUGCAGUCACUUUAUUUUAAACUCUAACCAGCAAGAUUUGACACUGGAGACAGAUUAUCUGUGAAGGUGCAGAAAGGUGAUGACUUUUUUACUAAGUUUUUGUUUUUUCCUCCUCCCCCUGAAAAAGCACUCUUGCCCUGCACUGUAAGGCUCUCUUUGUACACAGGCACUUGGGUUUGUGUGCGUUGUCUUAAAAAAUGUGACUGAGAAAAUACCUGAUGUACACUGUUAAUUUUACAGUUGAUUCCUGAAAUGCUAUGGAAAUCACUACAUGUAAUAUUUUUCAUCCCUAAGUAUUAUCCUAACUAGCUUGGCUAGAAAACAGCUAUCCUAAUAGGUGGAGUUUGGAACGAUGAAUGCCAGUGAGGUUAAUUCUCCUUGAGGAUGAAUGGAAGCUAUUCACACCUCUGCUGGAGCUCUAUUACUACAUUUAGCUGUGGUGCAGAAAGGAUCGCAGCACAGGGGCUGACAGAAUGUGUGGUAUCUUUCAUCUGAGAAAGAGUUAGAAAUACUGCUGCUUUUACAGUUCUAUGACACAUAACUUAAAAUAUGGAGAGAGGGGCAGAAAGAACUUCUGUUUCCAAAUCUAGAAAAAGUUGGGUUUUCCACAAUGAAAAAGCAGAAUAAGGAGACUCUUUAUCCUUCCCAUCUCCCACAGAUUGCUCAUGGUGUCUGUGUAAAGGUUUCACUACAGUUGUGCACUAGCAUGAAUUUUUUGGAACAAAACAGGCCCCCAAGCUGGAACUCUCUGCUCACAGUUGCUAAAUAUAUUUAUUCUUGUGUACAGAUUUUUUUUUUCCCAAAAAUUCCAGAUUUUUAAGUUUCAGUGGUUCUGCUUUGUUACCUGUAGCUAGCAUUUUCCAACCUUCUUUUCUGAAGACUUGACAGGAAUGGGUGAAGGGGCCCACAACAUCUCUGCACUCACUUGGAAAGGCUGCCUUUCCCCAGCUGAACAAGAACAACAAUGUAAGAGAUGAUAAUUAAUUGGCUGCCUUUGAUUUGUUUUCUCUCUUUCUCCUAUUUCCAUUCCUUGUCCAUUUGAAGGCUGCUCAGAUUUCAGAUGAACAGUGGUAAGCUGGGUGUGGAGAGUGUCUUUUGUAAACAGCAUUGUAGGAACGAGUACCACAAAACAAAAGUGCUAUAAACCUGUCUUUGUGAGAAAUGCUCAUGUUUUAUUCCUGUGUUUCUAAGCAGUUUGUAUCUUGAUAUAUUGAUUUUCAUGGCAAUAUUUGUUUAAAAUUCUCUCACGUGACCCAUACAAUGAAAAUUGAGACACUGAAACUGUCCUAUCCUCUUGCUGUCCCUCCUUUCACCUUCCCCUUCAGUUUUUACAUCGGUGUCAGUUAGAUAGGGCUGAGCUGGAGUGUGCCCUUAGCUGACAGUCUGAGCAAUUGUUACGGGGAGCGCAACCUGGGCGAGAGGGUACAGGUCAGGGAAAGCGCUGCUGGAUCCGUGCCUGGCAGGCUUAUCUUCCCUAAGUGCCCACCACUGCUCAUCGCUGGAGGUCAGUGCUGUGCCUAGGCUGACCUUUUUGGUGUGCCCACCUUGUUUGUUUGUGUAAGAAUUUUCAGUUUUGAAUGUGGUCACAUCUUAGCAGUCUUUCCAUGUUGCAAAGUUGAUUUGGAGUUCUUAAAUUAUUUGUAUCAUGCUCAGGGUGCUGGUAUUUCCUACCCUUGCAACCCUCCUCGUGAGGAUGAAAACACGAUGGUGCAAUGGGAUCUCUCUGAUGGAGCUGCUAGGGCAAACGUUAAAUCCUUGAGUAGCUCACAAGCACGCUGUUUCCAUGAGAGAACACAGGCUUGUACUUUAGUGUAUUUCUCAUGCUGUGCAAAGUGCCGUUUUGGUACGGCUCUGGAAGCCAGUGCUCCAGCAGCAGUAGUCCAUGGGGACUGUGAGGAUGCAGAGCAGCCCUCAGGCCCCGCUUGCCUGUUUGGAGGCUCCAUGGGCAUCUCUUGGGACAGAAGUAGAGCAGGUUUGUGGACUGAUGUGGGUGUUUUGCAUGACCCAGUAUGGCCAGUCUCAUUUCAGAUAAAUUCCUUAAUUUUAAGGAUUAUUUGUGAAGAACAUGAAACGCUUUCAUUAGCAUGAGCACAUUCAGUGUUACAUGUGACGAGGGGACAGAAAUGUGUCUGUUCUAGAUAGAAGUGUCAGCAAUGUCCCCGUUACCACAGAGGUGUCCCCCUCUGGCAGGCCAGCUCCCAAGCCCUUCCUGAGCCAAAGGGAGGUUCAGAAUUCAGAGUCCUGCCGAUUCAGCAGCCCACGGGCUGCAUGUGGCUUACACUCUCAUUUCUAUAAAAAAUAGAGAUGGGCGUACUUAUCAAUGCAUCACUACAAAUACUUGAAGAUUAAUUCAGUUGUUUCCAAGUGUCCCUACUUAAGGAGAUGAAAAUUAAUCUUAGUUCUGUAGUGGCAUCCCAGUGUUAAUUAAAGUUUGAAAUUCAGAUCAGUCCAGGAGCUAAAGUAACAUUGAUUAUUGUAUAACUCCUUUCUUAAUUCGCUUUACCUGAAACUAUGGUUUUACUGUUGACUUUCAUGUUGAAAAUGUUGAACAUUAGUUGUAGGUGCUCUGCAUACUGAAAAACCUUUGGACACGUUUACUGCUCCUUCCUAAUGACUGCCAAUGGGAAAGAAUUUUCAGUAUUACAAGUGCUGCCUAAUUUUUACGGUUUAUGGUGGUGGGUUUUGUAUUUGUGUUUCAGUAGUGAUCAUCCAACCAUGCCUCAUGGGGAAAUGGAAUUAUAAAAAAAAAUUAUCUGUGUGUAAAAAUUGCCUAACUCAUGUCAAACCUGUAUGUUGUACAACAGAUUUCCUAUUUUGAAUUCUCCCUCCCUCAGAUUCCCCGUGGAACAGCCAGGGCAUGUUCUACAUAAACCAGAAAAUAAAGAACAGUACUUGCU